This is a messenger RNA of Xenopus laevis (African clawed frog), 1040 nucleotides long. It is a transcript of the gene cinp.L, whose product is annotated as cyclin-dependent kinase 2 interacting protein L homeolog. The record is from RefSeq and is a predicted model, not a curated record. Lineage: Eukaryota; Metazoa; Chordata; Amphibia; Anura; Pipidae. Bases 126 to 749 code for a protein of 207 amino acids. The transcript is spliced from 5 exons.
UCCGUUCCAGUCCCGGAAGAAGGAAGUGUCUCUAUGCGUUCCAUGGCAUUGAGCGUGGAAACAGAGGGAAUAAUGUUGUAGAGUGAGAGAUAUAAGCGAGGCGUUGGUGGUUGGAUGUCCGUACAAUGGAAAGUAAAAGUUCUGUAUAUAUAACACCAAAAAAGCCAGUGUUAUCGGCUAGUGCAAGAAAAAUCAAAGACAAUGUGGCAGACUGGCAUAAUCUGAUGCUUAAAUGGGAGACCUAUAACAAUGAUUCAUUCAAUAUAACAAGCAAGAUUAUCAAUCUAAAAAUAACUGCUGAUUCUGCAGAUAAAAUGUUGUUGGAUGAAGCCUUGCCUAAUAAGGAUAAUAUAACGACAGACAAAGUGGAAUUGGACAGACUGUGCUCAGAAGUACUUCAAACCAUACAAAAUAUGGAAAAAAUAUGGACCAAGAUGGAGAAGAUAACUGCCACUUUCAAAGGAAUCUGUGAUCUUGAAGCAUAUCAGUUUCCUGGUGAUAUUUCUAAGCCAACUCAUUUCCACACUUGGCCAACAACCCUUUUCUACGAGGCCUCCAUAAAAAUGUUGAAUAUGUAUAAAAAAGAAAUGCAACUUAAAAGGACCAUUGCUGGGGACCUUGCACAUACAUCAGAUCAGGACUUACAGAUGGUGUAUUUAUCUUGUUGGUUAUACCAGCCAUACAUCGACAACACCAUCAAAGUCUUACUUGAAAGCAUGCUGCUGGAAACAGGACACAGACUCAUCUAAUGGUUUCAGACCCUUUAAAGAACAAGUCAAAUCAAAUUCAUGGGGGCGCAAACGAUUUAGGCUUGAAUAUAUUUGCUUACCUAAUGCACAAUGCAGGUGAUCCUAUUCACUGAAAAGUGCACCAGACUGGGGUACUAUACUUUGAGCACUUCAUCACCAUCUCUGCUGAUAUCCCUGUCCUCCUCUGUGCUCCUUGGGUACCUUUGUGUGUGUAUUUAAGUAAAUAAGAAAUGUAAAAAAAAAAUAAAGAAUAAUAUAUACUGGGUUUGCCUUGAGAGAAGUCCCAGUGGA